GGCCUAUCUAUUCCAUUUAAACACCAACCCCUUAAAACUCUCCAACCUAACCUUCCAAAAAUCAAGAACAAACCCAUAAGAAAAUGCUGGGUAGAAAAGGAAACACCAACACCUCAUACACUUGUGUGCUAUAGAGUCCCCAUCAUUGAGAAUUGAGAUGUCAGACUCUAACUUCAUCACUCUCUAUCUGCAGGAAAAAAAAAGAUCACUUCCAAUGGAUGGUUCAGGCAAGACUCUCAGAAGAUCAAUCCACUGUUUUCUUCAAAACUACCAUUAUUUCACCUCAACAGCAGCUUUCCUAGCCUUUCCUUUCUCAGCAUCAAUACUCCUGUCACAAGCUUUAGUUCCUACCUCUUCCUCUCUCCUACCUCAAAUAUACAAUCACCUUAGAAUUCUCUUUGAUGCUGCAGGCUUUCCCUCCUCAUCACAAUUGUUUACCCGCAAGGUUUCUCAAACAAUCACUUCCUCAAUCUUCACCCUUCCACUCACCCUCACCUUUUUCCUCAUUGCAAAAGCAUCUACAAUUCUGGCUCUGAAUCACCACAGACAAAAUUUAUUACCACCUUCCUUCAAUUGCCUAAUACACCAUUACAAGCCAAUUCUCCACACCUAUAUUCACAACUCUUUCUUGAUUCUCUCUGCUAAUGCAUCUUCUUUUUGCCUCUUUUUUCUAUCAUUGACCUUUGCUGAAGGGCUAGGAUACUCUUCCCCAAGCUGCACACUUUUUCUCUCAGCUGCAACUGCAGUUGUUUCUUCUGUGAUCCUUGCCACUGCACUUGUGAUUUGCAACAUGGCACUUAUCAUAUCUGGCAUGGAGGGACAUGGUGGCUACAUGGCAAUUCUGAAAGCAUGUGUUCUUCUAAGAGGAAACACAUCAAAGGCUUUGUUCUUGGCUCUGCCUGGGAAUUUAGCCCUGGCUGCUAUUGAAGCAUUGUUCCAAUUCCGAGUUGUAAGAGCCUAUCACAAUGUUGGGAAUUCAAUCAAUUCAUGGCCUUUUAUGGCAUUAGAGGGAAUUUUCAUUGCUUAUUUGUACUCAAUUUCCAUCAUCAUUGACACAAUUGUGAGCUGCAUGUUUUACAAAAGUUGCAACAUGGGGUCGUUGGUUGAUCAAGAAGACAUGCAUUUUUCGAGGAUUGAAUUGGCGGAGGAGCAGAAUUAUGAACUUGGGAUUCAAGAACUUUCAAGAACUAUAUACCUUGAGUAAGCUAAGGUAGCAUGUUGCUAUCAUUAAUUUGAUCAAGGUACAUGUGUUUCACAAAAGAGAAGGUGGUGAUCAUUUUAAACUAUAGUAUAUAGUAGGUAUUGGAAAAGUUCAUUCAUAUUUUGCUUGAAUCAAAUCGAGCAAUUUCCAAAGGCAUAAAUUUAGGAAACUCAGCUCAGAAAUGUGCAAAAACAUGGAGCUAGAGAUUAGUUUAACAUUUUUAAGUUAAUGUCUUUAUUUUUUGUUCUUAAACUCUGUCCCUUUUUUUUUCAUUUCAUCACGUUACGUUGUUAAUUGAUUGGCAAUCUAUUAAUGUGUGAAAAAUACAAAGGUUUCUGUUUA
Molecule: messenger RNA, 1543 nt
Organism: Lotus japonicus
Lineage: Eukaryota; Viridiplantae; Streptophyta; Magnoliopsida; Fabales; Fabaceae
Exons: 1
Coding region: 158-1204 (348 amino acids)
Source: RefSeq, a predicted model, not a curated record